CAAAAGCAUCAACAGGAUCCUGUCCACCACCACCAAUAUCAUGAGCGAUGGAUCCCUGCAGCUGUUUCCACCUUUGCGACUUCAGCAAGCAACGCAUCCCUGCUUUCUUCAAGCCAUUUCACAUAUUCCACCGCCCUAAAGAGAAUCCCACUCUUGCCCUUGAAAGCAACACCCCCUUUCCCGUCGCCUCUGCCACCAUUCCUACUACUGCUGCCUUUAGGACGACCGCGUGUGGGCAUACCUGUUCCUGGAGGCGCCCCAGCGGGAGCAAGUAGUGUAGUGAGCUGGACGUAUCCAUCGCGAAUGGCGUUACGGCGUUUCUGCUCGGACAUGAUAUGAUUAAGUCGUUUCUGAGGUGUUGAAAGGAGUGGUUUAGGUCGUUGAGCGGAAGAUAUAGGUUGUGCGGGUGGAGGUCUGCGGACUGUUGGGAACGUUCAUUGGACUUUGAUUGCUCGAAGUCGAUGGUUGUGCAUUGUUUGAUGAAUUUGAUGGUGCUACUUGUGGGGUACCGGACUGUGGACGAUCCUGUGUUUCUGCUUCGACAUCCCAACUGAAGUUCUCGAGAAAGCCGAGCAAGUCAGUUGUUUCUGAGGGUGAGAAGAGAUCUGCUGAAGAUGGCAAGGGCGGAGGAGACGGGAAGAGGUUGUGGAGAGCAGGAUCGAAAGAGAAAGUAAAGUCGUCAAAGGGCACUGGAGGCUGGAGAGGGUCGCCCAUGGUUCAGAGCAACAGCUUCAGAGCAACAUCUGCAGAGUUAACGACGAUCGUCGGCAGCGACGGGGCUAAGCCGGUUAUCGCCUGCCGAGAAAGGGGCGUCGGGUCCCAAUUCGGGGUGACCGGCAGGUACGGACGGGAUGCAGGGCCGGGACCGAGGGCCGGCGGGCGCGUUCAGCAAGCUUCAGUGGGAGCAAACAGGGGCAAAUAGAAGAAGACGGACGACCCGGUGGGAGAAGAGCGAAAGGAUGCCCCGAGCUGGCGAGCGAUAUAUAUUUCUGGCCCGAGCCAUGGUCGGACCUCCACCGCACCAUCCGCCCAUCACCUCCAUGUCGGCACUCAACGAGGGCAACACCCCGGCACAGGACGGUGGCCCUCCGUCCAUCGACACCCAACAACUCCACCUCGCAAACGACCUCCAGCAGCAGCAGAAUGGUUCAGCAGGCGGCCAGGAGGGCUCCUCUCGCAAGCCCAAGGCCCCUUCCGUACGCCGAGCCUGUACCGCUUGUCAUGCUGGAAAAACAAGAUGCAGCGAUGUUCUACCAUGUCAAGUAUGCAUAUAUCCACCCAGCUUUACCCCUGCCCCCGCUGACGUACUGAUCCAGAGUUGCUUGAAGCGUGGGCUCGGUAACACCUGCGCAUAUCCAGAUCCCGAGGCCGACAACUCUGUCAACCAACCCCCUCGUAUGUCUUCAAUCUCUCCCUGCUUUGUUUCGCGUAUGUUGAUACGCUCUCCAGCGCAACCGACCUUUGCUGUCCCUGCGAUGCCAUACCCUCCGCCGAUGCAUCCACUCCAGCAUCCACAAUACUACGACUAUAGCAACAGUUUUGGUAAUCCCGUCAACAACACGAUCCGUCCCACGAAACGACCACGUCCCCUCACAGAAGAGGAGACCGCUGCUAUCACGCGCAACUUCACCCGCGGCGACUUCUUCGUCGGCUCAAGCGCACCUGUUCGUAUCGACCCCCGCUUGCCUGUUCGCCUCACGCUCGCGGAAGGAGAUCAAGUUCAUUUUUCUAUUGGUGAAGGAUGUCUUAUAUGAGGUUUUCGGUCCAUUGUUCCUUCUAUCUGUUCUUGAGUUCUCGUUCUUAGGGUGCCUUCCAUUUCAUGUUCAUUCGCUGUGGAUAUCUCUGUACUACUAGUAUAUAUAAUGUGUAUAAAACUACGGACUUUGGGCCGAUAUAUAGCAGUAAGCAUGCAUGCCUUUUCGAUGUUGUGUAUUACUUCUCGUUCAGUGAAUCAAGUUACCGGAGGACGUUCUUGGCCAGACGUCACCGUGAUCGUCUUGGCUGAGUUUCGGUAUGUAGCCGAACAUAAACGUUAAAUGUUAAC
This is a messenger RNA of Somion occarium, 2044 nucleotides long. NCBI's taxonomy places the organism in Eukaryota, Fungi, Basidiomycota, Agaricomycetes, Polyporales, Cerrenaceae. The record is from the annotation of a GenBank genome assembly.